Messenger RNA from Plasmodium gonderi, 1137 nucleotides. Its product is annotated as DNAJ-like molecular chaperone protein. The transcript has 5 exons. Lineage: Eukaryota; Apicomplexa; Aconoidasida; Haemosporida; Plasmodiidae. The coding region runs from base 1 to 1137 and encodes 378 amino acids. The record is from RefSeq and is a predicted model, not a curated record.
AUGCUAAACGAUAUCAUAUUUCAAGUUAUUAUAGCUUCUUUUGGAGUCACAAUAGUGAAUAGCGAUAAAAUCAAAUUUCUUCACAAAUUCAAAUAUGCCAUCUACGUUGUAAUUUUUUCCUUUUUAUUAUGUAAGGGAAUACCCUGGGAUAGGGAAAAUUAUUACACAUAUUUGAAUAUAAGACCAAAUGCAACAAAGCAAGAAAUACAAACUGCCUACAGAAAGGCUGCGAAAAUAUAUCACCCAGACAAAAAUCCGGAUGCAUCAGCUGAUACGUCAUUUAUAAAGUUAAAACAAGCAUAUGACGUUUUGACAGACGAUGUGAGGAGAAGUAACUACAAUCGAUUUGGGGAUUACAAGAAUGGAGAAGUAGACGACAACACUGCUACAUUAUUGAUAUGCCUUUCUUUGGUACAACACACCAUGUUUUUCAUUAUAGGAUAUUUUUUAUCAUAUCCACGGAAGCUGGAGUUUGCAAGACAAAUAUUUUUGGUGUACAAUAUAGCUAGCUUUUGUUUUGAAUUACAAUUUCGAUUUAUUGAAGAUGAUACGACAUUUGAUUGGUUGCCCUCGGUUGGUUAUCUAUUGCCAUAUGAAAAGAUAAAAUUACUUAGGAUGUUAUUUCCUCUAGUUUUUUUUAUUAGUAUAUGUGCUUCAGCUUAUACAUACACAGACAGAAAUGCUACGCUAAUUUAUUUAAUGAGAUCAAUUUUAGCAACGAACAGAAUUGUUUUUGAAAGAUCAAAUGACGUAGUUGAAUCAACGAAUUAUUUAAAAAAAAAUGGAGAACAAUUAGUUUCGAAAUUGCAGGAAAUGAGGAAAGCUGUUGAUGGUAAUAAGUCGUCUGAGCCAAAUUUGAAAGAAUCCAAAGAGGAUGAAAAAGGGUGUUUGGAAGAUGGAAAAAAAGAUCCAAAGGAUGAAAAUAACAGUGAAGAAAUAAUACGUCAAAAUAUGAAAGAAUUUGCCUUAACACUCGAUUCCCACCAAAUGGGUUUACUUGAAAAGUGUUUUGAGUUAAUGAAAAGUAAAGGUGGCCCCAAGGGAAAGCAGAACAAGAAAAAGUCCUGGUUUGAAUUUUUCUCCAUGCAGAUGAUAUUUGGAAUUAUAUUCGUAUAUAUAUGGUUCACUACAAAGUGA